Ruditapes philippinarum (Manila clam) is the source of this 5027-nucleotide messenger RNA. RefSeq lists its product as uncharacterized. The record is from RefSeq and is a predicted model, not a curated record. The transcript is spliced from 8 exons. Gene Ontology annotation, molecular function: protein binding. The coding region runs from base 71 to 1006 and encodes 311 amino acids. NCBI's taxonomy places the organism in Eukaryota, Metazoa, Mollusca, Bivalvia, Venerida, Veneridae.
CCCAAAUCCUAGACUAGACAAUUGCACUGCCCACAAAACUAAUCGUGACAUAUUUAACAACAAAGUCUCUAUGUACCAACUGAUGGAUACCGAUGUGAAACCAGUCUAUGGUAGACCAAUCUAUUUUAAGACCGGUAAACAGUUUAUCAAAAUUGCUGUCAGUGAAACAAAGACAGGAGAAGGUGAAACAGGCAGAAACAUCUACAUAGCAUCAGAUGAGGGAGAAAUACAUGAUAUACUAAUGAAAACAUUCGAGACAGGUUCACCAUCGUUCCACUUGGAGCAUCCAUCAACCAUAUAUCGUCCUUUUACUGACAAGGAAAACAGGAAUUAUGCUAUAUGGAAUAUGAAAUUUGUUAAUAAUUCAUUAGUGUUGGGAACAGACUUUAAUGUUACAUAUUUUAACAUAGACAAUAUUUGUUCAAAGAUAAGGGAUAUAAAUGUGUGCAUAACAAAUACAAGAUGUAAAUGGGCCAAAGGUGAUAGUUGUCAAUACUGUAUGAAAGCAAAUGACACAACAUCGUGUGAAACUCUUGACUGGUAUAAUGUAAAAAGGAACGGUGCCAUAAACUCCAUUAAUGAAGAAAUAGUAAUAAGAGACGAAGUAUCAUUAGACACUGUGGCAGCAGGCUUGUAUGUUACAGUACCUUUUCAAGCAAAGAUAUUUACUGACAGUCAAAGUAUAAUAUGGUAUCAAAAUGUUCAAUGCGACGGCAGAAACAUACUGCAAGAGUAUCCAGAAAAAUAUGCCAUUUCUUUAUCCAAUGAAUUAAUUAUAAAAAAUGUAAGUAAGGUGGUGGAUGAUAAGCAACAUUAUUCCGUGUGCUACCAGGGCCAGGGCCAGACAGGCUUAAAAUUAGAGGGAUACAAAAUAAGUGUUAGUGAAGGACAGGAAGAUAUUAUUGAGGUAUGGAAACAACAGUUUAAUGAUUGGUCAUCAGCUUUUGUAAAAUGGAAAGGAUGUGCCAACUCUUAUUAUGAAACGUGUCAAGCUGGAAAUGGAUAAUGCAAGUAUAACCAAAGGAUACUAAAAUUCCAACAUUGCCGUUCUCUCUAUAUGUAGUUUAUCUGUUUUAAACAGUCACCUUUCCAACAUGAAGCGGACCUUCCAAGGUCACAUAUGUUUGUCAGGCUGGUUGUUAUGUCUUAACAAUAGAGAUAUUCGGGAAUUCAGCAAAUGUGGGUUUUUCCAAUGUAACCCUUGGGUACUAACAAACAUUUACAGUCUAAUCUUAGUAAAUAUAUCAGUAAUAAGCGCAACAUGUCGAUCACUCUAUGGGGGGCGUCCGUGGCCAAGUGGUUAAGGUUAUUGACUUUAAACCUCUUGCCCCUAACCGCUGAGGUUUGGAAUCCCGACAGGGACUUUGGAUUCUUUCAUGUGAGGAUGCUAUCCAGCUAGCUUACAGAAUGUCAGUGGUUCUAGUCAGGUGUCUGUUUGUGCCUGACAUAACGCACAGAAGGGCACCUGAGGUCUUCCUCCACUGUUAAAGCUGGAACGCCAUAUGACGUAUACUGUGUCGGUGUGACGUAAAACCCAAUCAAACAAAAGUUGAUCACUCUAUUGUGAACUGAACACCAUAAGGAAAUAAUGAUAAAAAUUUGUUUACACCCCAGGAUUAGAUGGGAAACGCACAUUUGCCAAGUUCCAGAUUAACAUCUUUAUCAUUACAUUGCAUUGUCCUAUAAUUAUUUAUUCUAUGUUAUCACGGCUAAUGUUUUAUUGUAUCUAUGAGUAUGCUGAAAAAAGGCAUGCAAUUUUUUGUCAGGUGUUCGAAAAAAGCCACAAAGGAAAUUAAAUUGAAUCUAUGUCACAAUGAUGAAUUUUGACUUAAAGGGACUCCAUUGUGGUUUUCUUAAACCCCUUUCACACUAGGGUGGCGUUCUCGCGUGCAAACACUGUUAAAGCCCAGUCUAGUGUGAUAGGGCCUUUACAUGAAGGGGACUGGAAAUAUUUCUUUAAAGAUUUGCUUACCAUUUAGAAAGGGUUGGACCAAUACUUUGUUUGCAAAAUUUCAGAUCAUUCACUCACUGCUAAAUAAUCAUUUUUAUUGGGCAAAAUGACUCUAAUGCAAAAAGCGUUUAAAAAUAAAAAGUGUUAAAAUGCAAUUUAACACAAAUUGGGCUUAAUAAUGCACUAAAUUUAAUUUUCGGUUCCAUUCCUUGUUCAUAGCAUUCUUAUUGUUUGCGUGUUUUUGUUGUUAAAUGUCCCAGUUUAUGUAUGUAAGAAUUCCAAAUUUAACGCUUUUAGGGUUUUGGUUCUCAGUGGAGCUACUUUAAAAUUGCAUUUAAGAAUUAUAAUUUAUGAACUGUCACUGUUAAAGUUAAUUGUAAUUAUAAAUAUAGCUGUUUGUUUAAUAUUGCCUUAAAACAUAAAUUCUGAUUUCUUUCACAGUAAAUAUUAGUUUUCUUUGAAUUGGAAGAAAUUUUUAGAUCAGUUUUGCUUUUUUUUAAAUAUAUAUUUUUUGCACCUUUGGUUUUAUACAGUAUGGGCAUUCAGAGCAUUUAGAAAAAUACUUUUUCAUCAAGAUAUUCACCAUUAUGAAGAUAAUAUCUUUCAGUUUUAUUUUAUCCACAAGCAUGACAUAUAUAUAUAACAAUAGAAGUCUGUUCUUUACAGUAAGACGUAUUUUUUAGCUCAUCUGUUUUGUAGAAAAGUCAAGCUUAUAUAAAUGAUGGCUGCAUCAUCAUCUUUGUCAUAGUGCAAAAACUGAAAUUUUGAAAGCAGUAUUUUUUGAGUUAUGCCUCUUUUUUAAUCAUUUUUUUUAGAGACAAACAUUAACCCCGCAUGUUGUGCUCUUGUUAUUUAAGAACGUUGGAUUUUUUAUUUUACUUAAGUUUAAUAGUACAUAAUCAAGUCUUCAAAAUAAUAAUGUAGUACUCAUAUGCACUAAUUCCAUUUGAUAAAUUUGGCAUUGCUUAUUUGUGUUCAAUUAAAUAUUAUUACCAUCUUUUUUUCUUGCCACUUUAAAACCUUUACUAUUUAUGAACAUGUGAUAUUUUAACAGCACUUUGUACACUCUAAACUCAUUUUUUUUUGUCAUCAAUUUGAAUUUGAACCAAUUUUUGUAUUACAUUGUUAAGUAUAUUCAUGUCAAGUAUCUAUCAACAUUUCUUGCCACUAAAUUCCCUUAACACAAACAUUUGGUAAAGUUGUCCUACAAAAGUGGCAACAUAGUAGACAAAUAAAGAGACAGCUGAUUGGUGGAUGAUUUUUGGUAAGAAACUAUUUACCUUUAUCAACUGUAUGCAUCUACCAUCUUACUACUCAUAUUAUUGAUAUAAUAGACAAUAUUAGCAUCAUUUUUAACUUCUUUUUUUUUUAAUAGUAGAAAUUGAAAAAAUAUAUAGUUUCUAAUUUCCUAUUAUAGAAAAAAUGACAUUAAAUUAAAAAAAAAAAGUGCAGAUGUUUAUUUUUAUUUGCAUUUUAAAAUAAAGGCAUUUGUUAAAUAUAAAGACUAAUUAUAAAGUGUAAUUCACAAUGUGUUCAAUUACUAAUCUGAUAUUUGUUUCCUUAACAAUUAGCAAACAUUAGCGUAACUAAAACAUUACAGAAUUAACAAUUUACAUGAAAAAAUAUUUAUAUAUGUAUUUUAUAAUUUGAAAAGUUUUUGACUUAUGUGUGCAUGUAAUGACAGAUCAGAAUUGUGAAGUGUUUGAUUAAAAGCAGCUUUAGGUUCUUUGUCUGUCUAGAGCAAGGUCACUCUGUACACCCAUCAUCCCUGCUGUCUAACAACGCUCUAUUCUGUUGCUGUUUAAUUUUAGCCUUAUAGUUUGAAAUUUCAUAAAUUAGCAAUGAAAUGUUGCUAAUGUCCAUUAUACAAAUUUGCACACAUUAUUGUAAUUAUUACUUAUGGAUAAAAUUAUAUUGUAUAUACUUCUAUAUUUAUUGUGCAAUAUCGUGUUUUAAUCUGUAAUUAUUAUGAUGAAUGACUUUAGUUUAGAGUGCUGUAAUAGUUAAUUCACUAUUGAGACAAAGGCAAUGUGUCACAUUAGCAUGAUAUAACUCAUGUGAUUGGUAGACAUAACUGUACCAAAAAUGUCACACCAGUUUACUAUUUAUAGUAUUUCACUUAGAAUUUUACAUUUAUAAGUGUGAUAUUAUUGUAAAUCUAAUGUUAAAUUGCGACACUUUAUAGUGUGACAUUAAACAAGAGAAAAGGAGAGGAGGGACAUUAAAAGGAUGCUGACAGAGUACAUAAAAUUGCAACACCCUUAGAAAUUGUGACACUGUAAGAAAUUGUGACAUGUUUAAACAUUGUGACACUGUAAGAAAUUGUGACACCAUUAGAAAAUUGUGACACCAUAAGAAAUUCUGACACAAUUAAAAAUUGUGACACCAUAAAAAAUUGUGACACCAUUAGAAAUUGUCACGCUGUUAGAAAAGUGUGACACCAUUAGAAAAUUGUGACACUGUUAGAAAUUGUGACACCAUUAGAAAAUUGUGACACUACUUUAUGAGUCAUUUUACCAGGAUAGUGUGCUAUAACUAUACAUUAUUAUAAAUGAUUGUGUUUCCAUGUUCACAUGUAUGAAAUAGAUUGUGAAGCAGACUGAGGUUAUCAUUACUAUGUAAUGAUUUGUACAAAGUUACAGUGAUAAGGUCGUGCUGCCAUAAGUAAGAUAGGGAAAUAAGUGACUUAACUUGUGAAUAAGCAGGAUUUAAUGGUUCAAAACAAUAGUGAUGAUUGUUGCUGAAGUCUUCAAUAUGUGUUUUUAGGAAAAGCAACAAUAUGCUUGUAGGAAAGCACAGUGCGUGAACAUUUAAAGUACAUUGUAUAAACAAAUGUUACAGGAGUGUUGUAAAAUGAUGAUAGCAUCAACAGCUGGUAUUAUUCCUUUGAUUGCUUGUUACAGUUACUGAAACUGUUACACAAUUUAGAAAGUAAAGAACAUACAAGGUUAAAAGUUCUUGCCUGUAAUUGUAUGGUGCAAAUGUUUUACAUUUUUUGUGGAUGUUGUAUGAUAUAAUUAAAUAUUUUUCAAAUUGUUUUCACUGUCAUUUUCUUAUGUAUAAAAGUAUUUACAAU